AUGCCGAACCAAUCUUCCAGGCACGCUACGCCUGAUGGCGAAAAUGAUCCCAGUCUCGCCACACGGCGUCCAGCCAAGGUUGCCCAUCCUCUUCCAUCUAGGGAGGGCAUGAGCAAUAUCACCAAUUCGGCCGCUUCCAAGCGCAUUCUGCCUCCGCAUCUUCAGUCCGCCAGUAAACCGAAGAGAAGCCCAUCCGAGACACUUAAAUCCGGCAGCCUCCGCGAUUCCAUCACAUCCAAUUCCUCUUCCGCUUCGGAGAGCCUUGGCAAGUCUUCCAAACGACUUGGACCACAAUUCGCUUCUUCGAACAGCGCUGCCUCUUCUGCCACUCCACAGGCCAGAAGGAAACGCACCGAUGCCGAGCCCGCAUCUGUCACGCCACGUCCAAAGACAUUCUUCGAGCGAUCCUCUGGUCUCCGCAGAUUGCAGUCUGUCAGCGACAUCGAUGGGCUUACCGCUGCUUCCUCAUGCAGUGAUCAAGCUUCCCGAUCUUACGAGAUUGAACCUCUUAAAGCCUACCUCCGCAUCAGGCCUCCGCCUGAUGAUGGUCAAAAGGAGCUCACCCGUCCAUAUAUCGAGGUCGUCAACAAUACCCAAGUCCUCAUGCACCCGCCCUCUCAAUCCGCCUACACCAGCGGCAUCCCUGGCGCCAGGUCCAGGUCCACCAGCAUCGCCCCUCCCACCAAGUACACCUUCUCAAAGGUCUUCAGCAGUCAGUCCGCUUCCUCCUCUGGUGCCAAGCAGGACAUGUCUCAAUCUGCAUUCUUCCAGCAGACCACCUUGCCUCUCGUCGAGUCUCUCCUUCAAGGCGAGAGCGGUCUGAUGUUCACCUAUGGCGUUACAAACUCGGGCAAGAGUCACACUGUGAUGGGCAACGACUCGCCUGGAGGGGCAGGCAUCCUCCCGCGCGCACUCGAUGUCAUCUUCAACAGCAUCAACGGUGUCGAAAGUACUGCCAACAUCCAACCUUUUGGUCUGUCGGGCGUGCAGCGUGUUGACAAACAGUCCGCUCACACCGGAUCCAAUAGCAAUCUCGGCGUCAACCCCUUCACGAUCCCAGGUGUCUCUCGUAGGCUGCUUGCCGAGACACCUGCUCGCGCAAGCAAGCCUGCCAAGCUCAUCGAGCAUGAUACCACCAAAGUCGCUGUUGACCGCAACCUUCGAUACAGCGUCUUUGUCAGCUACGUCGAGAUCUACAACGAGAAGCUUUUCGACCUCCUCGAUGUUUCGCCCGGCGCGACGCUCGGUCGAUCCGAGUCUGUCCGCGCCUCCAACUGGAGUCUUGCCAACAUGGCCAACACCGCUCCUAGCUCCAUCCCUGCCAGUGCUAGCAUCACCCUCAACCGUCGUCCCCUCAGCCUCAAGAAUGACCAAGAAAACGGUGGCAAGUACGUCGCUGGUCUACGAGAGAUCAAGAUCAACUCGCCUCAAGAGGCCCGAGAUCUUCUUCAUCGAGGUCAAGAGAACCGUGCCGUUUUUGCUACCAUGGCCAACAGGGCUAGUUCAAGGAGUCAUGGUAUCUUUACCAUCAAGGUCAUUCGUCAUCACGGCGGCCUCGCCAACAUCUCCGACGACGAUCUUAACACCUUCACCACCGCCCGUCUCAGCAUUGUCGAUCUCGCAGGUAGCGAGCGUGUCGCCAACACCGGUCUCGCCAGUGGUGACCGUCUCAAAGAAGCUGGCAACAUCAACAAAAGUCUCAUGUGUCUCGGUCAGUGUCUUGAGACUCUCCGCAAGAACCAGAUUCGAGUCACAGGUACAACCGAAGGCGGCCAGGCUCAGAUCAUCAAACGUCGUAUGAGCAUCGUCCCCUUCCGUCACUCUAAGCUCACCGAGCUCUUCCAGAGCUUCUUCCUCAAAGAUGGAAAAGCUGUCAUGAUCGUCAACGCCAACCCUUACGACACUGGCUUUGACGAGAACUCGCACGUUAUGAAGUUCAGCGCUAUUGCAAAAGAGGUUGCCGUCCAGCGUCACGUUGCCCCCGUCACCAAGACCUUACCUCCACUUGCAGCAUUCAAGGAGGAGAGUACUUCACCCUCUCGUCCCCUGCCCAAGUUCAAGUCUAGUAUCGACAUUAGCACCUCCCAGAGCGAAGCAAGCGCAGACGUCACCAUUGUCGAGCAUGACGAAGAGACCGACGACGAGAAUCAAGACCCCUUUGUUGAUAUGCUUGUCGAGAAGCACGAGGAGCUCCGACAGAAGCUUUACGCCGCCGAGCUUCGAUGUGCAACCAUCGAGGCUGACGUCCGCAAGGAGAUGGUCGAUGAGUUCCAACAAAAGUUUAGGGACAUGGAAGCCUUCUAUCACAACCGCAUGAUCGACGACGCAGAGCAAAAUGCGCAAUUUAUGAACCGCAAGAUCGAUCUGCUGGUGAGCACAAAUACGCGAAACCAGCCUCAACUCGACGCCGACAGCGAAGCUGAAGAUCAGCUGACUGAUCUCAGUGACGACGACGACAACAACAACUGCGAGUCGGCUCACGACGAUGAGGCAGAGAUUGAAGGCGCCCUCGCUGCUGCCAGCAAUGCGCGCAAGUUGGAUCACAGUAUGAACGAGCUCAGCGGUGCCGAGAGCGUCUUUGAUGAUGCCACUGAAGGCGAGAUCUCACAUUCUCUGGCCCUCGAUCAUCACUCGGACGAGGAUGCGGCCAGCGAUGACGACAUUGAUGAAUCAGCGCUCCUUCAACCAGGAAGAAUGCCUAAGCGCGCAGCCGCAAAGAAGGCUGCCAAGGUCAUGCAUGUCUUUUCGGAUGAGUCAAUGUCAGAAGAGGACGAAGAAGAUCCCAAAGAUGGCUCACAAUCUGGCUCAGACUUUGGCUCUGAUGGCGCUGAAGAUCAGAACAUGUCUUCGGCGCUCAGUGAUGUGCAGAAACAGAACGACGACGCGAGCUACGAUGAAGGCAAUGACGACGAGCAAAACGACGUCGAACCUACCCUCAAGCGAAGCACAUCCCAGGUCUACGUCGACAUCCCCACACAAACUCCCGAGUCUAGCUUCAACUCGGUCUCCAGCUCCAGAUCCGCAGCAGCUCAAGAGUCGGACUCGGAUUCGGACUUCAAGAUUGUCUCGGACAGCGAAGAGGAGCGUGUUUCCCCGGCUCGCAAGAAAUCCGGCCGACCUAGCACGUCGAAGGCCAAUAGAACUUGCAAAAGCAACCGCAGCAGCGCCUCCACGGGACCUACUCGUCGCUGCUCGAACAAACCACGCGUCUCUCGUCGCUCCUCGAACAUGCUGAUCGAAGCAAGCAACCUCAGCGACCUGAGCGAUGCAAGUAUGAUCAUACAAGACCCUGUAACACCAAAGAAGAAACGUAAACUGCGCAAAAAGGCAGCCUUGCAGCAAGACGACUACGUCGAACAAAUUGCCGAUUCCAGCUUGGUAGAAGCUGUAUCUCAAAGCACAAGCAACCGAAGUCUCGUUGGUCAUAGCAAAUCCAAGAGUUUCGGUAGUAGCAGUUGCACUGCCCUCAAACACUGA
This is a messenger RNA of Ustilago hordei, 3477 nucleotides long. RefSeq lists its product as uncharacterized. Gene Ontology annotation, biological process: microtubule-based movement. The transcript has a single exon. Gene Ontology annotation, cellular component: microtubule; nucleus; kinesin complex. Lineage: Eukaryota; Fungi; Basidiomycota; Ustilaginomycetes; Ustilaginales; Ustilaginaceae. The coding region runs from base 1 to 3477 and encodes 1158 amino acids. Gene Ontology annotation, molecular function: microtubule binding; ATP hydrolysis activity; microtubule motor activity. The record is from RefSeq and is a predicted model, not a curated record.